AUGCUCAGAAUUUUACUUAUGGAUGUAAACGUAUUGGAAUCCGAAUUAACCACAAUCAAAACCCCUAGUGAUUCUGGCAAAUCAACUGAAGAAAUUAGUGUACAAAAGAAGCCAUCUGAUGCCGAUUUGAUCCCAAUAAAUAAAUUGACUAAAUCAACAUUAUCUGACUCAAACAGCCAAUCGUAUCCGUUAGUUGUUUUGGUUGCUUGUGGAAGUUAUUCUCCCAUAACACAUAUGCAUUUGAGAAUAUUUGAACAAGCAAAAAAUUAUCUCAUGUAUGAAUCUCCUAACCAAAAAUUCGAUGUCGUCGGCGCGUUAUUAAGUCCUGUUCAUGAUGCCUACGGAAAAAAGUCCUUAAUUCGUGAUUUACAUCGAAUAAAUAUGUGCAAAUUGGCUACUGAAGACAGUAGUUGGAUUGCCGUCUCAAGUUGGGAAAUAUCACAAGCAGGUUGGACGACAACGGCUGAAACAUUAAUGAAAUAUCAAACUGUGUUGAAUUCGGCUCAUUUGUAUACAAGUGAUAUUCGUGUGAUGUUGUUAUGUGGCGCUGAUGUCGUGGAAUCUACCAAAAUACCUGAUUUAUGGCGUCCCGAUCACAUAAAAUUAAUAUUUGGCACAAUUGGUGUAGUUGUCAUUGAGCGUAUCGGUUUAGAUUUACAAGUAUUGAUUGAGCAAGAUCCUGUUUUAUCACUCUAUAAACAGAAUAUUCAUAUUGUACCUCAAACAAUUAUCAAUAACAUUAGUGCAACAAGUGUCAGAAACUUGCUCGCUAAUAAUCUAAGUGUUAAAUAUCUUCUUCCUGAUAAAGUCAUUAAGUAUAUUGAAGAUAAUGAGUUGUAUGGCUACAGUAAAAAAGUAGCAGAACAAAGAAAGCAAAAAUAUAUUACAGAAUGUUAA
Molecule: messenger RNA, 897 nt
Organism: Didymodactylos carnosus
Lineage: Eukaryota; Metazoa; Rotifera; Eurotatoria; Philodinida; Philodinidae
Source: the annotation of a GenBank genome assembly